AGAAAGUGGCCCACUCGCGGCACUCCUUCAUCCGAUGAAGUGGCACGUCGGCAGAGGGCGAACCGGACCGGACCGGACGUAACAGCAGAGAGUCAUCCAAAUUUGGAAGAGCUGAGCUGUCCAGCCCCUGCUCUCCUCCUCGUCAUCCUCUCCCUAUCAGCUAAGCUCCAAACUCACUUCAGCCAAGCAAUCCCAAAAAUCUCCUGCUCUCCUGCUCUCCCUCUCCCUCUCUACCCGUCGAGCUCCGGUGCUUCGGCUCCCAUGGCUGACGCCUUCACCACCAUCGCCGCUUCGACUUCUCUCUACACCAUCUCCUCCUGCCGCCUCGCCCCGGCGAGGGCGAGGCUCCCGGAGUCCAGAGGCCUCAGGAUCAGGCCGGCCUCCGCCGCCCGGUCUCUCCGAUCAGUGAGUCACUGCUCGAGGCGGAGCCGCAGCGGAGCUGGCGCGAUCGUUUGCGAGGCUCAGGACACCGCUGUUGAAGUUCGUCCAGUUACUGAUGCCACAUGGCAAUCCCUUGUUCUGGACAUCGAAACUCCAGUACUGGUCGAGUUCUGGGCCCCAUGGUGCGGACCCUGCAGAAUGAUCCACCCUCUGAUCGAUGAACUGGCUAAGCAAUAUGCUGGAAAGUUCAAGUUCUACAAGGUGAACACCGACGAGUCCCCGGGGAUCGCCACGAGGUAUGGCAUUAGGAGCAUCCCGACUGUCAUGAUCUUCAAGGGCGGCGAGAAGAGAGAUACUGUCAUUGGAGCUGUCCCCAAGACCACGCUGACCACCAGCAUUGAGAAGUUCUUAUAGAGGCAGCGAGGGGAAAAGAUGCCUCUUCUAGAAAUAAAUGCUCGAGUUGGAUUUCUCCCUGUGUAGCUCCUUCCGUUCUAGUUUCAUCUCUUUCGGUGGUAUUUAGUAAGGUAUGUCACAGAACUUCUGUAUAGAUUGAGGGAUGCUGUAUCGCUGAUUUCCUCAAUAUCAAUAUUAGUGAUGCCACAUCUAAGGUGAAACUUCGGUUUCUUUGCUUCCAUGGUCAUAUAAGGUUUGAUCUGAUACUAGCAUAACAAAGUGGAAAUGCGCCAUUGGAAUAUCGAUCUUGGGGAGCUGCAGUGUUCUGAACUUUUGAAUGUUUGGUUUUAAUUCUCACAAUAUUCAAUGAAAUAUUAAGUUGUGGAAUGAUAAACUCGCUUUUAUGGCGUUGCAAGUC
Molecule: messenger RNA, 1192 nt
Organism: Punica granatum (pomegranate)
Lineage: Eukaryota; Viridiplantae; Streptophyta; Magnoliopsida; Myrtales; Lythraceae
Source: RefSeq, a predicted model, not a curated record